This is a messenger RNA of Neoarius graeffei (lesser salmon catfish), 861 nucleotides long. RefSeq names its product myo-inositol oxygenase (gene miox). NCBI's taxonomy places the organism in Eukaryota, Metazoa, Chordata, Actinopteri, Siluriformes, Ariidae. The record is from RefSeq and is a predicted model, not a curated record. Bases 1 to 861 code for a protein of 286 amino acids. The transcript has 10 exons. Gene Ontology annotation, cellular component: cytoplasm. Gene Ontology annotation, molecular function: iron ion binding; inositol oxygenase activity. Gene Ontology annotation, biological process: inositol catabolic process.
AUGAGGGUCAUUAACUUGGGUCCUGAUCCGUCUCUGGCGUAUCGUCCAGAGGAGCUUCCCAACAACGGGAAAGACAUAUCUGACUUCAGAAACUUCGAGAACAGAGAUCUUUUUCAAUGUGUGUUUAAUACGUAUAGACUGAUGCACACACACCAGACCCUGGACUUUGUCAGAAAGAAGCAUGCCGAGUGGGCGGGUUGCACUCACGCUCAAAUGACUAUGAUGGAGAGCAUCGAUAGUCUGGACCAGCUGGUCGACGAAUCGGAUCCUGACGUCGACUUCCCAAACUCCUUCCAUGCCUUCCAAACUGCUGAAGGGAUCCGCAGACAACAUCCUGAUAAAGAGUGGUUCCAGUUGGUCGGUCUCAUUCAUGACGUUGGAAAAAUCAUGGCCUUAUGGGGAGAACCUCAGUGGGCCGUAGUGGGAGACACGUUUCCUGUUGGCUGCCGCUUUCAGAACUCCAUUGUGUUCAGAGACACGACAUUUACAGAGAAUCCAGACAACAAGGACGAAACACUGAACACGGAAUGUGGGAUUUAUGAAGCUCACUGUGGGCUGGACAAUGUUCUGAUGUCUUGGGGACACGAUGAAUAUCUCUACCAAGUGAUGAAGUUUAACAAGUGUCCGAUUCCUGAGGAGGGUCUCUACAUGAUCCGCUUCCACUCCUUCUACCCCUGGCACACACACGAGAACUACACACACCUGUGUAACGACAAAGAUGUCCAGAUGCUGCCCUGGGUCAAAGAGUUCAAUAAGUUCGAUCUGUACACUAAAAGCACGGACCUGCCUGAUGUGGAGCAGCUGAAGCCGUAUUACCAAUCACUCAUCGAUAAGUACUGCCCAGGAGUCCUGCACUGGUGA